Messenger RNA from Dipodomys ordii (Ord's kangaroo rat), 1227 nucleotides. It is a transcript of the gene Sdhc, whose product is annotated as succinate dehydrogenase complex, subunit C, integral membrane protein, 15kDa. The coding region runs from base 37 to 546 and encodes 169 amino acids. Gene Ontology annotation, cellular component: membrane. The record is from RefSeq and is a predicted model, not a curated record. NCBI's taxonomy places the organism in Eukaryota, Metazoa, Chordata, Mammalia, Rodentia, Heteromyidae. Gene Ontology annotation, molecular function: electron transfer activity; succinate dehydrogenase activity. The transcript has 6 exons. Gene Ontology annotation, biological process: tricarboxylic acid cycle; mitochondrial electron transport, succinate to ubiquinone.
GGCCAUUCGUCACUUCCGCCCAGGCCGGAAUCCAAGAUGGCUGCGCUGUUGCUGAGACAUACAGGCCGUCAUUGCCUCCGAGCCUACAUUAAUCCUCAGCUCUGUUUCAGAAAUGCUAUUCCUAUGGGAACAACAGCCAAAGAAGAAAUGGAACGGUUCUGGAAUAAGAACACAACUUUAAAUCGUCCUCUGUCUCCCCAUAUCACUAUCUACAGGUGGUCUCUUCCCAUGGUGAUGUCUGUUUUCCACCGUGGCACUGGUAUAGCCAUGAGUGGAGUGAUCUCUCUUGUUGGCUUGUCAUCAUUGGUGCUGCCUUGGAACUUUGAGACUUAUUUGGAAUUUUUGAAGUCUCUGAAUCUGGGGCCAACAUUGAUCUAUACAGCUAAGUUUGUACUUGCUUUGCCUCUCUCAUAUCACAUGUGGAAUGGGAUUCGACAUUUGACAUGGGACCUAGGAAAGGGCCUGAAGAUUCCCCAGCUCUACCAGUCUGGAGCAGCUGUCUUGGUUCUUACUGUGUUGUGCUCUCUAGGGCUGGCAGCCAUGUGAAGAUCUGAAGUUCCCAUCAUUGUCUUCCUGAAAAUUAUUAUACCAAUUUAUCUUCCUGUUUGUCACUCACCUCCUGCCAAUAAAGGUCUUCUGACUUGUUUAGUUCUUUUGCAAAUUCCCUUUAGGCUUGGUAGAGUAGAAAAGGUGCAAUUUCCCUUCAUUUCUAACAGUAGCUGUAAAAAUUCUCUUUUCCUGCCCACAGCUUAUAGCCUACACUAGGCCUAGGAACCAUUUUUCCCUCUCUAUAUUGGGCUCUAAUUUGUGCUGAGAGUCAGCUUUUAGUUUCUUCUUCCUGAGACAGUGGAAACAAUGCCAUCUCUGUGGCUGCCUGGGGACUGGGGGAAAGGCUUUGGGUGCCACUGCCUGUGGGUUGCUUGUUUAAAGGACAGUUCUGCUCAUUGGCCAGAGUCCAAGGCCUUUAGCACCCACAUAGUGUAAUUGAAAGAAGGGAGAUGGGGGUGGAGGGGAAUUAUCCUGGCCCACCUAGAGCAAGAUAAAGAGUUGUUACUUAGAGCUGAGGCUUUGGAAAAAAGACAUAUAAGUUUGAUGCAAGAAGACCCAGAAAUUACUCUUGCCUUUUUGUUUUCUAUUUCUGGAAAAAUAAAACUCCUGGUGUCAUGUUUUCUAAUCCAAAUUCAUGUACCAACUUUUUCUAAAACUUCAAUUAAAGAACUAAUUUUA